UUUGUUUAUAAAUUAUUAUUGACAUUGCAUUUUUGUCUUUUAUUAAAUAAUUUUAAUUGCGUUUUGUAAAUAAAUUUAGACACAUAAAAUGAGACGGGUGAAAUAAUAGAAUCAAGAUAUACGUGAGUAAUACUCUAUACUCGACGGCCUAUGAGUAUCAAACAUUUCCCGUCUUGCGAAGGCUGCAGUGCUGCACCGCAAGCUUUAAUUGGCAGUGAGGAAAGCAUAGAGCCCACCGUCACCCCAUCUCGCAACCACGUGGACUAUAUGAUUGCCAAUUGCCAUCUAAGUUGAAGCCUUGUUUCCUUUUGGUUUCCAAUUUAAUCCUUCCCUUUAAGUAAAAAUAAAGAAGGAAAAAUAAAAAAGAAACUGUUGAUCCGAACCCAAUCCAGGAUCCGAAACACUUUUAACAUCUUCCGAUCCGCCGGCCUUCUACUCUCUCUCUAUCCUUCUCCGAUGGCGUCGACGAUGGCUGAGAGAACCGAACUGGCGAAGCUUUGCAGGUCCAAGGAUUGGUCAAAGGCAAUUCGAGUUCUCGAUUCACUUCUCUCCAAGAGCUGCCUCAUUCAAGACAUCUGCAAUCGAGCGUUUUGCUAUGGUCAACUGGAGCUUCACAAGCACGUUAUCAAGGAUUGUGAUAAGGCGCUUCAGCUGGAUUCUUCUGUCCUCCAACCUUACAUACUCAAAGGUCAUGCUUUAUCUGCAAUGGGUAAGAAAGUGGAAGCUAUGCAGGUUUGGCAGCAAGGGUAUGACCAUGCUGUUCAACAGUGUGCAGAUCUGAAACAACUAAUGGAGCUAGAGGAACUUUUGACUAUUGCAAGAAAAAAUAGUACCAUUUCUGGUGAUAAUGGUUUUAUGCAGUUGUCUGGGUCUGGGGCUCUCCUUUCUAGAAAUCCUGUUGAAACUUCUGAGAACCAUGAGUCAAAUGGUCGACUUGAACCGUUCAGAAAACCAAAGGACACAGAGAAAGCAGUGAAAGAAAUUAGCAAGGACAAUUGUCAAUCAAAUGGGAGUCAUAAUAAGGUGAGAGAAAAUAGCAAGGACAAUAUCCAAUCAAAUGGAAGUCAUCACAAACAAACGAAUGGAACCUGUGAUAUUCCUGACAAAUUGGGUUCUCGUUCUACAGUAUGUGGUGACGUAAAUGAUAUGUCUGUAGAAUGCAGUGGAUCAUCCGCAGUCACUAAUGAAUCAAGUGAAUCAUCCCUAGUCACUAAUGAACCAAGUGAAUCAUCCAUAGUCACUAAUGAACCAAGUGAAUCAUCCAUAGUCACUAAUGAAUCAAGCGAAUUAUUAGAGACUAAUGAACUAUCAGAGAUUUUGAGUCAGUUGAGUAAUAAAUGCGAAGUUCGUGUUGAAUUGAGUGAUGAUGAUAAGAAAAGUAAAAGAUUCAGUGUCAGCAAGACUUCGAAGACAAAGUCGGUAACUUUGGAUUUCCGAUUGUCAAGGGGGAUAGCUCAGGUUAAUGAAGGAAGAUAUGCUGAUGCUAUAUCCAUCUUUGAUCAGAUUCUCGAAGAGGAUCCAACAUACCCUGAGGCGUUAAUAGGGAGGGGCACAGCAUAUGCAUUCCAGAGAGAACUUGACUCUGCUAUUUCUGAUUUUACAAAGGCCAUAGGCUCAAAUCCAUCAGCAGGUGAGGCAUGGAAACGCAGAGGGCAGGCCCGUGCUGCCUUGGGUGAAUCUGCCGAGGCAAUUGCAGAUUUGACUAAAGCUUUAGAAUUUGAGCCAAACUCAGCUGACAUAUUACAUGAAAGGGGAAUUGUGAACUUUAAGUUCAAGGAUUUCAAAGCUGCAGCUGAAGACCUCUCCUCCUGCGUAAAGGUUGAUAAGAGUAACAAAUCUGCACACACUUAUUUGGGCUUGGCAUUAGCCUCAAUUGGCGAAUAUAAAAAGGCUGAGGCGGCACACAUGAAGGCAAUUCACAUAGACCCUAAUUUUGUUGAGGCCUGGGCUCAUCUAACACAGUUUUAUCAAGACUUGGCAAACUCUGCAAAGGCUUUGGAAUGCCUGCAUCAACUUCUACAAAUUGAUGCAGGGUUUGCUAAAGCUUAUCAUAUGCGUGGGCUGCUUCUCCAUGGGAUGGGAGAGCACAGGAAUGCUAUCAAGGAUCUAUCUGUGGGGCUAACUCUUGAUAGUGGAAAUGUUGAGUGCUUGUAUUUGCGAGGUUCUUGCUAUCAUGCCAUUGGGGAAUAUAAAGAUGCAGUAAAGGAUUAUGAUGCUGCUUUGGAUCUGGAAUUAGAUUCAAUGGAAAAAUUUGUACUUCAGUGCUUAGCCUUCUAUCAGAAAGAAAUUGUAUUAUAUACAGCUUCAAAGCUCAACAGUGAAUUUUGUUGGUUUGAUAUUGAUGGAGAUAUUGAUCCCCUAUUUAAGGAAUAUUGGUGCAAAAGGCUCCACCCUAAAGAUGUGUGCGAAAAAGUUUAUAGGCAACCUCCCCUCAAGGAUUCCUUGAAGAAGGGAAAGCUAAAAACGCUACAUUUUGCCUCAACAAAGCAAACACUUGCACUUCUACAGGCAGCAGAUUCUAUUGGGAGGAAGAUCCAAUAUAAUUGUCCUGGCUUCUUGCCCAAUAAACGUCAGCAUCGGAUGGCUGGCUUAGCAGCUAUUGAAAUUGCACAAAAAAUUUCAAGAGUUUGGCGUACUAUACAAGUAGAAUGGAAACAUUUACAUAAAGGCACAUCUAAAAGUGGCAAGAGAGCCCGGAGGAAGGAAAGGAUAAAUCCUCCUAGCCGAAACAGAGGUGGUGCUGGUUGUAGUACUAGCAGUUUCUCAGAAACAUCUUCAUAUGGAACAACAGAUGACAGACCAGCUGGACGCCCUACAAUGUCAUGGCAAGAUUUGUAUUCUUUAGCUGUUAAAUGGAGACAAAUAUCUGAACCAUGUGAUCCAGUUGUCUGGAUAAACAAAUUAAGUGAGGAAUUCAUUUCUGGAUUUGGGUCUCACACUCCCCUCAUUCUUGGGCAAGCCAAAGUGGCUCGCUAUUAUCCAAAUUUUGAGAGAACACUGAAUGCUGCCAAAGCAGUCAUAAAGGAGAACAAGUCUGUAUUUGACAAGAACGACAACAUUCUUGAUCUUUCUGAGAAUGGGAAAUUGCAGGAGAUCAUGAGUGCUGAAUCUUGCCAUGAUCUUUAUAGAGUUAUUGGUGAGGACUUUUGGUUGGCCACCUGGUGCCACAGCAUGGCAUUUGAGGGGAAGCGCCUUGAAGGGACAAGAAUCACAGUAGUAAAAAUGGGUGAAGUUGGAUAUGACUUUUCAAUAAGAACACCAAGUACACCUGCGAGGUGGGAUGCCUUUGACACGGAAAUGACAUCAGCCUGGGAGGCAUUAUGUGAUGUUUACUGCGGUGAGACAUAUGGUUCAACUAAACUUGAAGCACUAGAAAAUGUCAGAGAUGCAAUCUUGAGAAUGACAUUCUACUGGUAUAAUUUCAUGCCACUCUCCAGAGGAUCUGCUGUUGUCGGGUUUGUGGUUCUGCUUGGCCUUCUACUCGCCGCGAAUAUGGAAUUCACAGGGAGCAUUCCAGAAGGUCUGCAGGUGGAUUGGGAAGCAAUCCUGGAGUCUGAUCCUAGCUCCUUUAUAUCUUCUGUAAAGAAAUGGUUGUACCCAGCCCUGAAGGUGAAUACAUCCUGGAAAGGCUACGCAGAUGUGUCGUCGACAUUCGAGAUGACGGGAUCGGUUGUCGCCGCUCUAAGUUACUCUUCAGACUGAGCUGCUAUUAACAAGAUUAAGCUAGACUUUUUUUUUCUUUUAAAUUUUAUUUUUUAUGAGUAGAUGUGACAGUCAAAGCACACAGACACACACAUACUAGAGAUAGGGUCUGAGCAAAGGCAACAUUUGACAAAAAACACCAAUGCGAAUUGUAUCUUGGGUUUAAGUUAACAAUCUGUGUUAUUAAUCUGUAUACAUGUAACCAUAAUAUGUGUACCAUUAUCUCUUUGAUUCAGCA
This is a messenger RNA of Ipomoea triloba (trilobed morning glory), 3940 nucleotides long. RefSeq names its product suppressor of RPS4-RLD 1. Gene Ontology annotation, biological process: negative regulation of DNA-templated transcription. The coding region runs from base 457 to 3702 and encodes 1081 amino acids. The transcript is spliced from 23 exons. Gene Ontology annotation, molecular function: protein binding. NCBI's taxonomy places the organism in Eukaryota, Viridiplantae, Streptophyta, Magnoliopsida, Solanales, Convolvulaceae. The record is from RefSeq and is a predicted model, not a curated record.